UCCACUCUGGACAGUGGCACAUCGUACAGAGGCCGUAGCACAUCUUCCUCGUCGUCCCCCUCCCAGCAAUCUGACGCCGGACACAGGGCUCCAACUGCUGGACCCCGAUCCCUCUGCCCUGAGCUUCCUGGGGGUUUUCUGUGGACUUCCUUGCUCAUCCAGCUCCCCUGCUACCCCCAGGCCUCCUCAGCUUUAGGUUGCUGCUUCCUUGUGGCCGGCAGCCAUGAGGUCCCGGCUUUUGCUUUCUGUGGCCCACCUGCCCACAAUUCGGGAGACCCUGGAGGAGAUGCUGCCCGGUGGGCCUGGAGAGGACCCCCCCGCCUCCCCUAGCCUGGAUGACUACGUGAAGUCCAUCUGUCAGCUGGCGCAGCCCACCUCAGUGCCGGAUGAGGCUGCAGCCAGGGUCCGACCCAGUAGACCCCACCGGCCAGCCCGUUCCCGUGAGAAGAGCUGCACCACUGGGUCCCUACAGGACAUCACCACCCGCUUCAGUGGCCAGCAGCCCACACUGCCCGGGGCCAGCACUGUGGACCCUCUGGACUGGCUCUUUGGGGAGUCUCAGGAAAAUCGGCCAAGUGGGAGGGACAUGCCAAGGAGGACUGGAUCCUCUGCUGACCCCUGGGCUUCAUGCAGACAGACGGACAGUGGCAAGGCCCGGGGGGCCCCCAGAGGGAGGCUGAGUGAUGUCAGGGCUCCAGGGCACUCUCUGCUGAGACUGCAGAGGGACUGGCACCAGUGCUCCCAGGCUUCUGGGCAACCUGGCCAGGAUGCAGUUUCCCCAACAAGCCCCUGUCCCAGCAGCGUCCUUAGAACUCUCUAUUUGCACCUCCCCGUGAUCCAUGAACUCUGACCCCUCCCCAAUAAAGACUUCUGCAAACAACAUACAGGUCUGCAUCACCU
Delphinapterus leucas (beluga whale) is the source of this 900-nucleotide messenger RNA. It is a transcript of the gene DEPP1, whose product is annotated as DEPP autophagy regulator 1. The record is from RefSeq and is a predicted model, not a curated record. Gene Ontology annotation, cellular component: mitochondrion. Gene Ontology annotation, biological process: regulation of autophagy. Lineage: Eukaryota; Metazoa; Chordata; Mammalia; Artiodactyla; Monodontidae.